Messenger RNA from Athalia rosae (coleseed sawfly), 1906 nucleotides. Its product is annotated as protein ALP1-like. Bases 476 to 1795 code for a protein of 439 amino acids. Lineage: Eukaryota; Metazoa; Arthropoda; Insecta; Hymenoptera; Athaliidae. The transcript is spliced from 2 exons. The record is from RefSeq and is a predicted model, not a curated record.
GUCCCAUGGACUCCGUAUUCGUUGCGGAGUUAUUCCGGUCAACCGAUCCGCAAUCUAGGGUUUUUCCAAGAGCCAAUCAGCAGCGCUCCGGCAUUCUCGACUCCGGGCUUUCUUAAAUGCCGUUCUCCCAUGGUCCGAAAUUUUUACGGACGUAACAAUGUUCUGCCAAUUGCAGUGUCUCCUUCUGGCGCACAAUUCGAAAUGCACGAUUUUGAUUUGAUGAUGAGGUUCCGAGAGCGUACAGUCCGCAAUCAUGUGCCAGACGAACUUGAAAACACCGGACCAUAUCCGUAAAAGCAAAAAGACAACACAAAUAUUGACAGCACAUAUCAACAGAAGAAUAAUAACAAACGAGAAGAGCGAGCAUUAAAGUGACGUGAACACGAACAGCAUUACCUCAACCGUUAACUGAAUCAUCAGUCAACGCCUCAACUCUAUUACAGAGUAUUAUCAAUUCAUUACCUGCGUGAUAAUAAUGGAUGCAGAAACUUCAUUGAUAUCCAUCUCUGUUUUGUGGAUAAAGUGGCGUAAAAUUCGGCAGCCUUCGCAGCAGCGAAUUAUGCGCAGAAAGUUGUUGAAGUUAUUGACGAUGCACGAAUUUAUGGAGGCUGAAGAACACCAACGACCUCGCAGAUUUUGGGUGCGACCGAUAUUUGAAUUGGAAAGUCGACUUCGCCAGGGUGCAAGCAAUAACUUAGUUCGAGAGAUGCUGUUACAUGAUCAUGAGAAGUAUAUUACGUAUUUUCGAAUGACGCCUGAAUGUUUUGAAAAGUUGCUGGCUCUCACAGGACCCAACUUGACAAAAAAGACGGUAGUGCGUACUCCAAUCUCAGCUCGUACUCGACUCGAAAUCGUACUGCGUUAUCUGGCAUCCGGGGACAGUAUGGUAUCAAUUUCAUUUGCCUUUAGAAUCGGAAACAAUACUGCAUCUAAAAUUAUUGCUGAAGGUUGUGAAGAAAUUUGGCAAUGUUUAAAAGACACAGUAUUCUUGGUUGACAACGCAGAGAAUUGGACAUCUGUAGCAGAAGAUUUUGAAGCAAAAUGGAAUUUUCCGAAUUGUAUUGGGGCUAUUGAUGGGAAACACGUCACGCUGCAAGCUCCAGCAAAUAGUGGUUCCACAUUUUAUAACUAUAAGGGCAGUCACAGCAUAGUACUGCUGGCGUGUAGUGAUGCGCACUAUCGCUUCACAUUAGUGGAUAUUGGAGCAGAAGGUCGUCAGAGCGAUGGCGGGGUCUUCAGAAAUAGUGAGAUGGGUGGUACGUUUGAGGGAGAUCGGUUUCAACUACCUUCAUCUCGAGCUGUUAGCAGUGAUGGACCAAUCUUGCCAUAUGUUCUUGUGGCUGAUGAAGCUUUUCCGCUCACAGAAUACAUGAUGAGACCUUAUCCUCGAAGCCGUGCAUUAGAUCGGAGAAAAAAAGUCUUUAAUUACCGGCUCAGUAGGGCUCGCAGAGUGGUUGAAAGCGCAUUUGGUAUUCUUGCAGCAAAAUGGAGGAUCUUUCGUAAGCCAAUUGAGGCAUCUGUACCCACUGCUAAGAAAAUUGUGCAAGCAGCGUGUUGCCUCCAUAAUUAUAUAUUAUCGUACGAGGCAGAAACGCCUUUGCGGCCAAGAUUUUAUUCAACUUUAAGCACUGAUGAACGGUGUGCAACCUCCCUUGGGCUUUCUGACAUCCAAUAUCUUGGACCACACACACGCAGUCGACAUGCAACACAGAUAAGGGAAGACUAUGCUACCUUUUUCGAAGGCGCAGGUGCAGUUCCCUGGCAAUGGGAGAGAGCAAUGCAGAACGAUUUUUAAAACAUUGUUAAAUGAUUCGGCUUGUGCAAAAACUUGGUUUGUCUACCGCUUGCUUACCCAAUAGCUCUAAAUCUAUAAAUAUGUAUCAAUAAAUUGUUUUCCCGAUUAUAA